AUGGCUUUGCAGAACCCACCAGCAAUUGUCUUUAGCGACUUUGACGGAACAAUAACCUUACAAGACUCCAAUGACUAUCUCACAGAUAACCUCGGCAUGGGCCAAAAGCAAAGAGAAUUCAUCGGGAACGAAAUCUUGGAAGGCAGAACCAACUUCCGCGAUGGGUUCCGAGAAGAGAUUGAAUCGGUCAAGACCCCCUUCAACCAAUGUGUAGAGACUUUGCUUGCCAACAUUAAACUUGACCCUGGCUUCAAGGAGUUUUUCACCUAUUGUCAAGAACAAGGCAUCCCCAUAAUUGUCGUUUCGUCCGGGAUGAAACCGAUUAUAUCGGCGUUGAUCACCAAGUUGAUUGGGCCCGAGGCAGUUGAGAAGAUCGACAUUCUUUCGAACGACGUGCGUCUUGGUGGCGACGAUGGUGCCAAUUGGGAGCUCUUGUACAAGGACCCCGAGUCUCCAUUUGGCCACGAUAAGGCCAAGUCGAUCAAGGAGUACUUGGAAAAGCACGGGUAUGCCGACUUGGACCAGGAUAGCGAAGGGUUGGUUCUGCCUAAAUUGUUCUACGCCGGCGAUGGUGUCAGCGACUUGAGUGCGGCUAAAGAGACGGAUUUGUUGUUUGCCAAGCACGGUAAGGAUUUGAUCAAGUACUGUGUUAGAGAAAACAUCCCAUACACUGAGUUUAAUGACUUUGCUGAUAUCUUGAACAAGUUGAAGAAGAUCAUGGGCGGCGAACCUAUCAAGGACUUUGUUGAAAACCCAUAG
Lodderomyces beijingensis is the source of this 759-nucleotide messenger RNA. Lineage: Eukaryota; Fungi; Ascomycota; Pichiomycetes; Serinales; Debaryomycetaceae. The record is from the annotation of a GenBank genome assembly.